Tarenaya hassleriana is the source of this 1002-nucleotide messenger RNA. RefSeq names its product protein RADIALIS-like 3. The record is from RefSeq and is a predicted model, not a curated record. The transcript has 2 exons. The coding region runs from base 572 to 829 and encodes 85 amino acids. NCBI's taxonomy places the organism in Eukaryota, Viridiplantae, Streptophyta, Magnoliopsida, Brassicales, Cleomaceae. Gene Ontology annotation, molecular function: DNA-binding transcription factor activity.
AGAACUUGGGUUCAGUCAGAUCUCAAUCGCAUUAGAUGCGAUUCCUUCUUUUUUGAACGCGAUAAGAUUCAAAUCGCGUCAAGAGAUUAAAGAAGCCAGAGGGCUUUGCUGCUGCGUAUGGUCCAGUGAUAUGUCACUGGCCAGCCUAACUGUACGGAAAUAUAUUAAUAUGUCCUGCCUAUUGCUGUGAGGGUCAAGGAAUCUCAUUCUGCUCUUAAGAAAUCAAAGUGUAUCUCCUUUAGAGAUCAUCACUACUACAGGCUCCUGCUCUCAUUCGUUUGUUUCCUUCUCUCAUAUCUUGUGGUGGCUAAAGGAACGGGUCAUUCUCAAAAAAUCUCAACUUUGGAGGGAUAUAUUCCUUCCAACUGGCUUAACCCCACCAUUGCUUUUCCUCCUACAUAUAAGGAGCUCUUCCUUCCUCUGAACCGAACCAAAACCAAACCGUCCCUUUUCUUCAAAUCACCGUACACCUCUCUUUUUCACUUCAAUAAUUAUUGAAACCGAUCCCUCGGCUCCUAAUUUCUACCAGCCAAAAACAAAAGAAAAGUUGGGAACUUUACUCUUCUCACCAAUGGCUUCCACCUCUAUCACCUCUUCCCGCAGCUCUAGCUCGUCAUGGACCCCCAAGCAAAACAAACUGUUUGAAAGGGCUCUAGCUAUAUACGACAAGGACACUCCCGACCGUUGGCAGAACGUUGCCAAUGCAGUGGGCGGAAAAUCGGCUGAAGAGGUAAAGCGCCACUACGAGCUUCUCAUUAGGGAUGUCAAUGACAUUGAGUCAGGACGCUAUCCUCAUCCCAACUACCGUAAAAGCGGAAACAGCAACUGAAGGUUCCUCUGUAACUAGUAUGCUUUCUCCAGAACCAAACACAAGGAACAUCUAAGAACAAGAUAUUCCACUGUAUUGCCUAUGUAUCUCUUUGUUUCUGUGUGGCUUCCCACUAUGUAAGAAUCCCGCAUUUUCGUGCUAAGCUAAUGAUGUGAGUACUGAUAAUUGAGAAA